AUGCCACUUUCCACUAAUCCUACAGUAUGUGUUCUUGGCUGUGGAACUAUGGGCAGGGCUAUACUAUCCGGAAUUUUAGAUUGUUUAAAAGUAACAACGACGACUACAAGUGAGGUAGUCGAUACUACUUUUGCUCCGAAAAACUUCAUUGCUUGUGUAUCAGGAGAAGAAUCAGGACAAAAAAUUACCAAGGCAUUUAGUGAUAAUGUUAAGGUAUUAAUCGGGAAUAAUGUUGAAGGUGUUAAUACGGCUGAUAUUGUAAUAUUAUGUACUAAACCUCAAGUUGCAAAAAAUAUCUUGACAGAAAAAGGUAUGGCAGAAGCACUUGAGAAAAAGCUAAUAGUUAGUAUUUUAGCGGGAGUGACAAUAAGUCAAUUAAAAGAAUGGCUUCCUUCUUCAACUCGUGUUAUUAGAGCAAUGCCAAAUACUCCGUGCAUGAUUAGAGAGGGCAUGACAGUCCUAAGCUGUCCUAUGGAUUGUAGUACGGAUGAUAAAUCAUUUUGUACUUGGGUGUUUUCUACGUUGGGUAGAGUUAGAAUUCUGGAUGAGAAGCAUUUAGAUGCCGUAACUGGCCUUUCGGGAAGUGGACCUGCAUUUGCAUGUGUCGUGCUUGAGGCACUUGCGGAUGGAGGAGUAAUGAUGGGACUUCCACGUGAGGUGGCAUUAGAAUUAGCAGCUCAAGCAAUCCAAGGAGCAGCGCGUAUGGUACUUAAAACUGGCAAGCAUCCGGCUGAAAUUAAAGAUAGUGUAACCACACCAGCUGGAUGUACAAUUGCCGGUUUACUUACAAUGGAAGAUGGUAAAAUACGUUCUACACUCGCUAGGACUAUACAAGAAGCUACUCAGGUUGCUUCUACUUUAGGAAACGUUCAAUCUAAAAAAUAG
This is a messenger RNA of Funneliformis mosseae, 885 nucleotides long. The record is from the annotation of a GenBank genome assembly. NCBI's taxonomy places the organism in Eukaryota, Fungi, Glomeromycota, Glomeromycetes, Glomerales, Glomeraceae.